CUGCGGCUAACUUCACGCUGUUUAAUCAAGACGGCAGCUCGUAGCAGUUUCUUUAUUGUUCGUGAGAAAGUUUGUGUUGUGAUCCGUCAGAGCCUCUGUGUGUCCGGAUAAACCUGUCUGAAUGGACUUUGUGCUGUUCACCUUUUCUUUCUGGAUGUUUAACCUCUGACUCAUCUCCCAGGAGACUACAAACACAUUCAAGUUAGCUUAGCAUGCUAGCUGGUUAGCACCGCGGCGCUAGUCAGAGUGACUGUUUGGAGAGCAAACUGUGUUUCUGACGGAGUUUGUGUUGAGAAAAAGUUGGUGUCACUAUGUGAAAAAUGUCUAAAGUCCAAACGGUGAGAGCGCUGGUGGAGCAGCGACUGACUGCGGCUGCUGAAGAGAUAUUUGGGCUGUUUGAAAGAACGAUAGCAGAGUACGAGGAGCAACUUUGUCGUUCAAAAGAGAAGAACGAGCGACAACAGAAACUACUGGACGCUGUUUUCAACCCUCAGCCUAACUUACACAGAGCAGAUGUCCAGCAGCUGUUGGUGGUGAAGGAAGAGUUUCCCUCUGAGCAGCAGGAGAGGAGCUGCAGUCUGGACGAGGACCAGGAGGACCCAGAGCCCCCACACAUUAAAGAGGAGCAGGAAGAACCUUGGACCAGUCAGCAGGGAGAGCAGCUUCAGGGGCUGGAGGAGGCUGAUAUCACCAAGUUCACAUUCACUCCUGUCCCUGUGAAGAGUGAAGAAGAUGAAGAGAAACCUCAGUCCUCACAGCUUCAUCAAACACAAACUGAACAGAUGGAAACAGAAGCUGAUGGAGAGGACUGUGGAGGACCAGAACCAGACAGGAACUCUGAUCCAGAUCCACAAGUCCAAACGGUGAGAGCGCUGGUGGAGCAGCGACUGACUGCGGCUGCUGAAGAGAUAUUUGGACCGUUUGCAAGAAGGAUAGCGGAGUGUAAGGAGGAACUUCGUCGUUCAGAAGAGAAGAACGAGCGACAGCAGAAACUACUGGACGCUGUUUUCAACCCUCAGAUUCAGCUACACAGAGCAGACGCCCAGCAGCUGUUGGUGGUUAAAGAGGAGUUUCCCUCUGAGCAACAGGAGAGAAGCUCCACUCUGGACCAGGAGGACCCAGAGCCCCCACACAUUAAAGAAGAACAGGAGAGUGACACCACUCACCUCCCAAAGAUCCACAGAGGGAAUCAUGCAGCAGAGGAAGAGUUCAUAGAAGGAGGAAGUCUGAGCCAAGACACGGUGGUCCAAACGGUGCUACAGCCAGAGCCCCUACACAUUAAAGAGGAACAGGAGGAACCUUGGACCAGUCAGGAGGGAGAGCAGCUUCAGGGGCUGGAGGAGGCUGAUAUCACCAAGUUCACAUUCACUCCUGUCCCUGUGAAGAGUGAAGAAGAUGAAGAGAAACCUCAGUCCUCACAGCUUCAUCAAACACAAACUGAAAAAUUUAAAACAGAAGCUGAUGGAGAGGACUGUGGAGGACCAGAACCAGACAGGAACUCUGAUUUCAGCUGCUCAAUUUGUAAGAAAACCUAUGCACGGAUUGGACAUUUAAAGGCACACAUGAGAGUCCACACAGGAGAGAGACCAUUCAGCUGCUCGGUGUGUAAGAAGACUUUUACACGGAAGGAAACUUUAAAGUCACACAUGAGCCUCCACACAGGAGAGAAACCUUUCAGCUGCUCAGUUUGUAAGAAAUCUUUUAGACGGAUUGAUACUUUACAGAAACACAUGAGACACCACACAGGAGAGAAACCUUUCAGCUGCUCAGUUUGUAAGAAAACUUUUACAGUGAAUGGAACUUUAAAGUCACACAUGAGACUUCACACAGGAGAGAAACCUUUCAGCUGCCCAGUUUGUAGGAAAACUUUUCCAGUGAGUUGGGCUUUAAAGGCACACAUGAGAACCCACACAGGAGAGAAACCUUUCAGCUGCCCAGUUUGUAAGAAAACUUUUCCAGUGAGUGGAGCUUUAAAGGCACACAUGAGAACCCACACUGGAGAGAAACCAUUCAGCUGCUUCGUUUGUAAGAAAACUUUUACAGUGAGUGAUUAUUUAAAGUCACACAUGAGACUCCACACAGGAGAGAGACCUUUCAGCUGCUCAGUUUGUAAGAAAACUUUUACAUUGAGUGGACAUUUAAAUGUACAUAUGAGACUCCACACAGGAGAGAGACCUUUCAGCUGCUCAGUUUGUAAGAAAACUUUUACAGUGAGUGGAGCUUUAAAUGUACAUAUGAGAACCCACACAGGAGAGAAACUUUUCAGCUGUUCAGUUUGUCAUAAAUCUUUUACACAAAAUGGGCAUUUAAAGAGACACAUGAGACUCCACACAGGAGAGAAACCUUUCAUAAAUGUGCUGGCCGCUCAUCCUCAAAGUUUCAUCUAACUGAGGAGAACAAAGAGGCAGAGCCUCCAGCCAGCAGCCCACAUGAAGAGAUGCAAACCUCUUUUUCAAUCUUUUUAAAGGACUCGAUAAACUAUUUCAAGUCUUUUUUUUAAAUGCUUUAAAGCUUGUAGUAACUUUAUAAAUAUUUAUUCUGUGUGUAUGAAAUUUACCUACAAUAAAAUUAAACAACACUUUAUUUUCCACGAUGUGAUAUUCAUUUCCUUUCUGUUCAUUUUUGUUUUGUUUUACAAAACAAAAGUUCACAAACUGAUAUUUUAAUUAAAUAUUAGAUUGUAGAAGUGUAACAGUGACAACUUUAUUUUCUAACCGCAAAACGAAAUAAAAACAUUCUUGGAUUACCAAAGUUGCCUGAAAGUUGUCCCUUCUUCAGUUUGUGGUACGAGGAUAGGCAUGCUAUGUUUUAAUGUAGGCCAGAAAUCCCUAAACCAGCUAUCCCUGUUAUGUGAUUUCAGAGGCCUGUACUACAAAGCAGGAUUGAGGGUCAGUGAGGUAACCUGAGGUUUAACCCUGGUUAUCAGUAUCUCCAAGGUGGUUCUCUUUUAACUUGACUAGGUCACCAUGGUAACUCAGCAGGUUUUGUUCU
Messenger RNA from Centropristis striata (black sea bass), 2991 nucleotides. RefSeq names its product zinc finger protein ZFP2-like. Bases 321 to 2387 code for a protein of 688 amino acids. Gene Ontology annotation, molecular function: RNA polymerase II cis-regulatory region sequence-specific DNA binding; DNA-binding transcription factor activity. The transcript has 3 exons. The record is from RefSeq and is a predicted model, not a curated record. Gene Ontology annotation, biological process: regulation of transcription by RNA polymerase II. Lineage: Eukaryota; Metazoa; Chordata; Actinopteri; Perciformes; Serranidae.